Molecule: messenger RNA, 1203 nt
Organism: Rhinocladiella mackenziei CBS 650.93
Lineage: Eukaryota; Fungi; Ascomycota; Eurotiomycetes; Chaetothyriales; Herpotrichiellaceae
Exons: 2
Coding region: 1-1203 (400 amino acids)
Source: RefSeq, a predicted model, not a curated record
AUGUUCGCAGUGCCGGACGCAAAGAGAAUCAAGCGAUCUGAACUGUUCCAAACAGACGACAGCGCUCGUAACUCUUCCUCUUCCUCGCCAGUCAAUACCCAAAACGACCCGGACAAUAAAAUUUUGGCUGCUGAUUAUGGUUUCGAAUACGACUUUAUCGCUCCCAAAGACGCUUCGUCAACGACGCCUCGAGAGUUGGAUGGAGUACAAAGUCUAAAAGGAGCACAGGAACAAGAAUAUUCAUUCCGGCUCUUUACACCAGCCGCGAAAUCAACACCUCAAGGAUCAAGCUCCCAGAUUUCUUCUUCAAAGCCAACAACAGUCCAGCUCUCGCCUACACCAGAACCAACCACUCUCUCUGAUGCGCUCUCACUAGAAAAAGCACAUUUCAUUCACCCCAACCGCCCCGACGGAUAUUACUUCACCUCUGCGUUUCCCCCAGAGACCAUCCAGGCUUUGAAAUGCCAGUAUGCGGAUGUCGCGGUUUCAGCCUCGGACAUACUCUCUCGGGCUAGUUCAAUGGAAUGGCCCGGCACCGCACUCCCUUGGCGUGUCAUUCAUGUAAGAUUGGCAAAUCGACGGAGCCUAAAAUCUGAAUCUAGCUCAACCACAGAAACCACCACAGAAAGAGCUCUCGGAAGGACAGGCGUGAAAAAGCCGUCGAAGAAACGUCGCAUCCUUCUCCGUCGACGGCACACGUUGCGCACAGAACUGGCUGCUCAGGCGAAAGUGGCGGAAGAAUCAGAGCGGGAGAAACGCACGCGCCGAAACCGCGAGAAGAAGGUGAAGCGGAAGGAGAGGGAGAAGAGAAAGAAGUUGGAAGCGGAAGGUCAAGGGAAAGAUGAAUAUGUGGACGGGGUUGAUGAUGAGGUACCAGGAGCGCCGAAAGAGAAUAUCGGGGAUGAACCAAAACCAGAUGCCUCGGCGGACAACAGGGACAAUGAAGAAAACAAAGAUCGAACACUCGAAACGUCGACGUUGGCGCAAAUCUCGACAGUACUUACUCAUGAUGGGAAUGGGAAUCUUGAUAAGGUUUCAGCGGCAUCAACAGCGCGAUCAGCACCCACAGCGCCCACGACAAUGAUGGCGGCAGUACCGGCAGAGGCGGCGACAGCGACAUCGAAACCCCUCCAAGCGCCAAUCCGUCGUGUCCCAACGGCCAGAGCACCAACAUCAGUACGUCCGACAGGUCGACAAAGCUGA